CGCGCAUGCUCAGCGUGGAACUCCGGGACUGAUAGGCGCGCAGAGCGACAUGGCUCCCCACUCUUUCCCGCCUUCGGCGUGGCGGCGGGGAAAGAGGGCGGUUCGACCUUUAGAGGUGGAAGGAGUUCUGAGGAGGGAGUGUGUUGUGUCAGUAAUGUUAUAGACUCUCCUAUCCAAGGCAUUCCAUCUACUCUUGCUUUUGCUGCUCCCAACAAGACUGUGGACUUGUUUGAGAUGAUUGAAAAAAUGCAGGGGAGUCGUCUGGAUGAACAAAGAUGUUCCCUUCCAGCUCCUCUCAAGACAGAAGAAGAGUAUAUUCCUUACCCCAGCAUCCAUGAGGUAUUACAGAAAGGGUGGCCAUAUCCUCUCAUUAUCUUACCCCAGUUUGGGGGCUACUGGAUUGAAGGGACAAGCCACAACCUCUCCAGUCCAACUCUCUCUGAUGUACCCUUUCCCUGGAGUGUUAAGGUGAAACUGGAGAGUGACCCCACAGCCAAGCUAUACCGCAAGCAUUUCCUAGGGAAGGAGCACCAGAACUUUUAUUCCAGUGAUGUGUCCUUGGGCUACUUGAUACUUUCUGUGAAGUAUGAACAGUCUGAGAAACAGGAAAAUCUACGCUUGUUGCUGAGGACACGAACUGGUACCAAACAUGAUCUGAUCCCCAUUUCCUGUCUGAAUGAAUUUCCCAAUGCUGUCCAGAUGGCAAAGCUACUGUGUGAAGAUGUGAAUGUUGAACGCUUCUUUCCUGUCCUCUAUCCCAAGGCUUCACAGCUUAUUGUAGCAUUUGAUGAACAUGUUAUAAGCAAUAACUUCAAAUUUGGGGUAAUCUACCAGAAACCUGGACAGACAACUGAAGAAGAAGUCUUCAGUAACACAGAAGAGAGUCUGGGUUUCCUGGAGUUCUUAGAUUUCCUUGGUGACAAGAUUCAGCUGCAGGAUUUCCGUGGGUUCCGGGGAGGUUUGGAUGUCAUUAGAGGUCAAACGGGCACCGAAUCAGUUUAUACAAAUUUCCGGGGCAAAGAGAUCAUGUUUCAUGUGUCUACAAAACUGCCCUUCGCAGAAGGAGAUUCCCAACAGCUUCAGAGGAAGCGUCACAUUGGGAAUGACAUUGUAGCCAUCAUCUUCCAGGAUGAAAGCACACCUUUUGUGCCUGAUAUGAUUGCUUCUAAUUUCCUACAUGCAUACGUGGUAGUUCAGCUCACUCACAGCAGUUGUGGGGAGACCCUCUACAAGGUUUCAGUCACAGCACGAGAUGAUGUGCCCUUCUUUGGACCUUCUCUACCAAAUCCAGCCAUAUUUAGAAAGAGUACAGAGUUUCGUGAAUUCCUUCUGGUCAAGCUCAUCAAUGCUGAAUACAGCUGCUAUCGAGCUGAAAAAUUUGCUAAAUUAAAGGAGAGAACACGAAGUGCCCUCUUGGAGAGUCUUUUUGAGGAGCUGCAGUUUCGCAGCCGCUGUAUGAUGGGAUUGCCCAUAGAAGAAGAUGACAAGACAGAGAAUGGCAGUGGGGGCUUCUUUGAGAAUUUCAAGCGGGUGAUCAGAGGCCGCAGCCAGAGCCUGGAUACCAUGGGGAUAUCUAUGAGAAAGCAGCAGCCAGCCACCAUGCCCAGCCGCCCGACGACAGCUGGCCUUGCUCUGAGCCAGAGUGUUGCUGAGGGCCCUAAGGCCAUUGCUGCGGUAAGGUAUUAGGGUGGACUGUAAAAAGAAAUCUGGCAUACCUUUGUGACCCACCUGUACAUACUGUUUCUCUUUCACUAGUAGUUUGUCCUGCUGCCCUUCUGUUAAUCUCUUUCUGUUGUAUCUUUCCAUUUCACAAGUGGUGAAAACAUGUGUUGCAGUCUUUUUUGUCUGUGCCUAUCUCUAGCGCCAGUUCAUCUGUAGACUAGAGCUAAGAUUGAUGGAGACUGGAAGAAGAAAACAAAACAUGACUCUGCAUCAAACAGUUAUCUCUGUUGUCCUAUAUUAGAUCCUGUGGGUUGUCAUAACUUUAAAAAAAAAUGCUUGCACUGUGCUUUCACCAAAAUGGUACUGUACUACUGUAUGACUAGAUCUGAAAACAUUAGGACACUAAUUUUUCCAUUAUUUUUUCAAUUUCACCAGUCACUUAUUUUUUUCUCUAAAACAAACAGAUGGGCAAUGUUUACUCAAAAUACUCCUUCGCUGUAGACAGAAUUUUCAGAUUUGGAACAAACAGAAGAGUUAAUAGUGUUUGGGAUGAGAGAAAGAGUGAAUAUUUCUAUACACUAUCAAAGUCUGUCUUAUUUGAUAGGGAUGCAUUAUAAAUCUAUGACAGAUGUGUUUCCAGAAAAGUAUCCACGUUACUAAUAUUGGAAAUGUUGUCAUGUUAGCCAAAGCAUGUGCAGCUUAUUGUGGUCUCUGCAUUAGUCAUGUCAGUAGAAGCAAACUGAAGAAAAAACAACUUUGAGUUAGCUAAGAAAUUUUCAGGGUGGGAAUUUCAAGGUUACCAUUUACUCAAUUAUACGCAUUCUUUGUUACCACUGCAAAGUCACAGAAUGGUAUUAACUUGGGCUUGCUUCUUCCUUCUCCCCUUUAACUUCUAGUUUUCACUGCCUUUUAAUGAUUUUUGCCUCCUUCCCUGAUUUUUCUUUCUCUGUAUUCUAGCUGUACAUCUUGCUCUGUAUCUUGUAUCUCUCUGUCCCUCCCUUACCACUUGUUUGAAUGUUUGCUUCAGAAACUUUCAUGGACAGAAAGUAUUGUUCCUUGCAUUGUUGGAGCAGGAUUGUGCUACUACAUAGCAUAGCAAAGUGAAAGAGAGAAUCUGGAUUAGUGUUGCAAACUCCCUUUCUGGUUCACCACAGUUUUCCUAUCUCAUUUCCCUUCUUCCUUCCUGUAACGCUUUCCUUUUUUCUAGUCUUUUGCCUUGCCUGGUAGGAGCCCAUCACGUACUCGAACCAGCCGUUUCCAUGGGCGACGGAGUAGUGCCAUUGGCAUUGAGAAC
Messenger RNA from Lagopus leucura (white-tailed ptarmigan), 2956 nucleotides. RefSeq names its product rap1 GTPase-activating protein 1-like. The coding region runs from base 235 to 1686 and encodes 483 amino acids. Lineage: Eukaryota; Metazoa; Chordata; Aves; Galliformes; Phasianidae. Gene Ontology annotation, biological process: activation of GTPase activity; regulation of small GTPase mediated signal transduction. The record is from RefSeq and is a predicted model, not a curated record. The transcript is spliced from 17 exons. Gene Ontology annotation, cellular component: cytoplasm. Gene Ontology annotation, molecular function: GTPase activator activity.